Messenger RNA from Peronospora belbahrii, 1353 nucleotides. Lineage: Eukaryota; Oomycota; Peronosporomycetes; Peronosporales; Peronosporaceae. The record is from the annotation of a GenBank genome assembly.
AUGGGCGCGGUGGAUUGGAUUUGUGGCAAUUAUAGCACUUUAGAGACGAAAAAGAUGGCGAAAGUAGAUGAAUGUAAACGCGUAUUGAGCCGAUUUCGACGUCUAAGACUACACGGUUCGGCUAUGCUGAAUGCGAAGGGCCUCUUGCAGCAGACGGUUGUGAUUAAGCUCUACCCGAUUGUACACUUUCGUUUAUCACCAAUACGCUGCACGUCACCCUUUAAGCGGAAAAAUUCGUUCAUUGACGUCGCUGAGCAGCAGAAACACAAGGAGAGUGUUGAGACGGAGAUUGAGCUGCCCACUACUUUGGAAACAAAGUGGCUUACCACGGAAGCUUCCGAAUGUUUUGCUAAUCAGGUCAAGUGUUUGAUUGAAGAUGUGAAUUGUACAUUCCAGUUAACAAGUGAAGGCUGCGGUGGUGCGUACUACAUGACGACGGAUUCGAGUACCAAGAUGAAUCCGAUAGGGAUCUUUAAGCCUAGAGAUGAAGAAUAUAUGGCCCCGAACAACCCACGAGGAUAUGUAAAAGAAAAUGCCGUAGUGGGUGUGACGGAUCACCCGAUCAACAAGGGAUUUCGAGUUGGUAAUGGAGCUCUUCGUGAACGUGCUGCCUAUUUGCUGGAUAGCGCCUAUGACAACUUUAGUGGCGUGCCUGUGACGAAUUUGAUGGUUUUGAAUGUAAAUGGACAAGAGAAGGAGGGAUCGAUGCAACGUUUCGUAGCGUCGAAGUGCUCGGCGGAAGACAUGGGCACGCUCAAGUUCGCGAUCUCCGAGGUGCAUAAGAUUGGCAUCCUGGAUGUGCGGCUAUUUAAUACCGACCGCCACGCAGGCAACAUUUUGCUGAGGGAGCGGACAAACAGUCAGACUUUUGACAUGACGCCGAUUGAUCACGGUUUUUGCUUGCCAUCCUACAAGCAGCUGGAAGAAGCAAUGUUCGACUGGCUGCAGUGGCCUCAGGCUGAGUUUCCGUUUACAUGUGCUGAACUUGACCACAUCGCUUCACUCAAUGAAGAUCGCGAUGCAGCCGUUUUACGAUCGGUUGGAAUCGAGGAGGAGUGUGUGACAACAAUGCGUGUGUGUACAGCGGUGCUGAAGCGUGGCGCGGAGGCCGGGUUUUCGCUGUUUGAGAUUGGUAGUCUGCUGCAGCGCGACGGUGACUUCUCGUCGCCCUCGCAGCUGGAGCUGGUUGUUGCCAAGGCGGUGGCUAUGGUAGAGGAAGAUAUGGGGAUGUCCGAGGAGAAGGAUGGUGUCGCCUUUUUCGAUGCCAUUGUGGCCGAAUCCGCUCGUCAGACUGAGAGUAUGUUUGAGGGGCAGACGAAGAAGAAGGUGCGAAGCAUCAGCUGUUUUAGCUAA